Messenger RNA from Cinara cedri, 20062 nucleotides. Lineage: Eukaryota; Metazoa; Arthropoda; Insecta; Hemiptera; Aphididae. The record is from the annotation of a GenBank genome assembly.
AUGACAAUAAGUGUAAAACCAUUAGACUACGAAAAACAUUCAUUAAAAAGGUAAAUAAUGUUAUUUAACAUAACAUAUAAUAUCCGCAUAAUAUCAGAACUUCAAAAAACCUUUUUUUUGACUACAAUGUUAGACUUUUAAUGAACCUCCUGUUAAAUUUUCACAUAUUUCCGUUUAGUUUAACAAUUUUACCACACUGUGCCAACUGAAUAAAAAUUUCGUACAAAACUCACUAAAUUAAAAUGUCUAUAAAUAGUUUAAAAAAUGGUUUAAAUUUUUUGAAAGUUUUACCUCGUCGAUACCUUUUAAAAAAGGUAAAUAUAAGUUUUUUUAUUCAAAUUUAAAGUCUAUCAAACGAUACGAAUAUUUUAAACUGAAUUUCAAUAAAAACAUUAACAUUUUUAUGAAAGCCUAAAAAUUGAUUAAAUGUAUUGAAAAUUUUACAACAUCUAGAAAAGGCAAAUUUUAGUUUAUGGAACUAAAUGAAAUAAUUUUAUGAUUUCUGCCUAAAUUUCAAGUCUCAAAGAAUAUUUUUAACUGACUUACAAUAAAUAAUAAAAUUGAAAUAAUAAUAAAUGCAUUAUUUUCGUAAAUUUAGAUACGUGAUCAAGGCUUGAAAACGUUUAUAAAACGUUAUACUUGUAAAAAAACGAUUGAAAUAGAUAACAGAAAACAGAACAGUAAACGUUGAACAGUAAUAUUAAAUUAUCCUUAAACAAAACGAUGAACCAAUAAAUUAAAAAAUCAUAAUACGAAACAUAACAGAAAACGAAAAAAUCUUAAUACAAUAAACGAUAAUUAAACGUUUACGUUUAUAAUAUUAAUAUUUAAUAAUAUAAUAUUAUAAUGAACAUUGACAUUUAUAGACGGUUUUCAAUAUAUUGAAUUCCAUGAAUAGCUAAUAGCAAUAAUAGUAUUCCAUUGUUUUAUGUUUUUUUUUAAAUUUGUGUUCGGUUAUAUUGUGGGUAUGUAUUUUGUAAUAUGUUUAUGUAUACUCUGAAAUCAGUGAAAUCCUUAUCGAAAGUCAGCAAUUGAACAAAAUAAUGGACAAUAAAAUGUUAAAAAUAACAGAAAUUACUAAUUCACAUUUCAAGAACCAACCUGAAUACAGUUGGAAUCAUAGCUAUAAAAGUAUAAACUAAGCUAAGAUUAUGAGUAAAAUACCCCAUGGCCCAUACUAUUCAGAACAACAUUAUCAUUAUAUAUUUAUAUCUAUUAUCUACAAUAUACAUCAGGGGUCACCAAUUAAUAUUUUUGAAGGGCCACAUUAAGGAUCUGAUAAUUUUCGCGGCCCAUCAAGAUUCUAAGUACAUAUUUUUAACAUAUAAUAGAACUGAUAGAGCCAGAAAUGAUUUACAAUCGAAGGACCAGACCGGUUCGAAAGAACCGAUCACCUUCACCUUUUCGCUUGGUGGGAAGGCAACUUAUCAAUCAUGCGCCGUACUGUCAAGGAGUAGGCAUCCCAAUACAGUCAGAUACUUCUCGUACCCACUGGGCGGCCAAGGCAUAAGAGUUUGAUACUGGCAGCAACCAAUAAUAUUUAAGAAAAAUAAUUUACAUUUUACAACAAUAACACUAUGUUGCCGUAAAAUGGUUUAUUUAUUCUUUGUCUGCGGGCCGGAUGAAAUUUGUUCGUGGGCCGUGCACAGCCCGUGGCCCGUGGCCCACAGCCCGUGGUAUUUGGUGACCCAUGAUAUACAUUGAUUCUGACGGUAUGCCGUGUGCGUAAUUUUAAAGUUUAAAAUUACUUCAUAAUAGUUUAUAUUCGUCUGUUGUCACGAGCGUUAGACGUUAGUUUGAGUGUUUUGAGUUUUAUACGUGGGUAAUUAAUUUAGCAAUGGCAAGAACAAAAUCAAACCCAGUUUGUAGUAUGUUUUUUAAAUAUAAUAUACGUACAAAUGAAAGUACCUGUCAAAUUCCAAAUUUAAUUACUAAAUUGUAACUGUCUAAUGUCUCAAUUAUAUGUAUCAAUUUAAUCAUAGUUAUACAAUUAAAGUUUUGUGUAAUUUUUCUUAUUCCCUGUUAAAUAUAAAAAUAACUUUUAAAUUUUUAAUGGCAAAGUGNUUUAUAGUGUUAUAACUUAUAAUAUAAAAUUGCCAUAUGGGUAUUUCUCUGUAUAAAUUAACAAUUAAUUAAUUAUUUUGCAUAAUUAUGUUUGUCUUACUUUUCUAGUUAAUAUUGCGCUACAUCCCACAUGUAUUGUUUAAUGUUUCUGAAAACCUACGUAGAUAAUAAAUUUACAGGUAGUAGGUACUUACAUAAAAAUUUUAAUUUAGUUUAUUUUAGGGGAUCAAAGGAUCUAACAGCUAUAACGUGUAGAAUUUUAUAAAUAUUUUAGAUUUUAUAUUUAACAGUUUAUUUCCAAUCUAAUAUUAUAAAUCGACAAUAUACCUAAUAUUUAAUAUACCCUUAUAUUUAAAAUUAUAAUAUUAUUUUAAUUGUAAAAAUGUUAUAUAUUAUAGGUAGCCAGGUAGGUACUACAUUAUGUGUUAAUUUUCAAUGGUAUUAAAUGUAAAAAUGAUUAACGUUUUAAUUCUAAAUAACGUAAAACGAUUUUUUUUUAAAUUCGAGUCCUGUACGUGAUACUUAUUAUGAAAAUCGCUUGAAAAAUCAAAAAUAUGACCACCGAAAAGUACCAUCUGGACAAUAUUUCCUUUCAAAAAUGAUUCCACGCGUACAUAUCGGAGCCAGAUUUCUGGUAGCAUUUUUAUACAAGGUUUACAAAAAAUGAACAUCUUUGUAAAACCAAUACAUUCUUCGCUACCCUCAGAACAUAAAAUUUAUAAAGUAAAUGAAUAUACAAAUUUUAAUAUUAAGAAUGUUAAAUAAUGUUCAAUGUAGAAAUAAAUAAAUAAAAUAGCUACAUAGUUUUAAGAAUAAAGAAUUGCUUAGUGCCUAGUGGUAAACGUAUACGUUCGAGAAAAGACUGAAUAGUAGUAGGUAAUAUAAUCGCAUCGGUAUUGGCAAUACGUUAAUUCAAGUCAAUCAUAAUGUCUUUAUUGAGCAAGAGUUCAAAGUUAACUUACAUUACUUGCAAUCAAUGUUUUAAAUUAUUUUUCGAAAAUGUUUAUUUUUAUACACAAAUUAUUUAAUACUUUACUUAAUGCCUAAAAAUACUGGGACAAUAGAUUUAAAAUAUUUAUUACUAAAAAUAAUUUGACGUUGAUUGGACUGAAAACAAUAAUUCCAUUAAAAAUAUAACAAAAAGUAUUAAACAAAAUCAAAUCCAUGGAGGCAAUUCAAUAUCCAUUAUAAUUAAUUCAAAAUCCAUUAAAAUUAAUUCAACACAAACAAAACUUGUAUUUUUAUUUUUAGGGAAAAAAAGUCAACCUAAAAUAAAUUAUAAGUAGUUAAUAUCUAGAUUAAAAUCAAUAAGAAAUUUUAAUUAUUUUUAUUUAGGUAAAUUAAAUUAGAUUUGUUGAAAACCAAUACUCUAGAAUUUGAAUAAGUUUCAUAUAGUUUUCAAAGUAUGUAUAAUUGUAUAAUCCAAAGUAUAAAUAAUAAUUUAGUGGACUACUAUAAUGUUUACUAAAUAAUAUUUUCACUUUUUAAGAUUUCCUAUAGAACCUUUAUAGGAAUUAGAGAAUUAAAAUAUUGUAUCGAUGCAAUGAUUUUUGGAGUCACUAAUUUAAAAAGAAAAUAAAGAACAUAUUUAAAUUUUUUUUUUACAAGAUACUGGUCAUUAGAAAUAUAAUUAUUCUUUUCAAGAAUAAGGAAUAUAUCCUGAUUAGUAAAUUUCCCCUAGUUGUGAUACUUUUGAUUUUCUGGGUAGCUCACUAUUUACGUAUAUAUAUUCAUAAUUUGAAAUAUUAUGUUUGAAUGUUUAUUCAGAUUAACAUAAACUAUGACUAUUAAAAGUUGCAGGACAAUAAAUCUGGAUGAAUAUGAAAUUUUUUAUUAUUGGGGACCAAUUGGUUUGAAUAAUUUUUAAAAAAUUAAAAAAUAAUAAUUUUGUUUUUAAUUGUUAUAAGUGUUAACAUUUUACUAUACUAAUUAGAAUUAUUACUUGGCUUUUUGAGUGCUUAUAACUUAGUUUUAUUUUUAAAAUGUAUUUCUGAUGUUAUUCUUGAUGUUAUUAAGAGAUUAGUAUGUAGACCUAUAUACUCUUUUUUAUUAUAAUUCUAAAGAAAUAAAGUGAUUAAUAAUAUUAAUAUAAUAUUAGAUUUAAUUACAUGAUUAGGCUAACAUACUUCUUUAAUUGUAUAUAACAAAAUAUAAUGUUGAAUACCACUUUAUAUGGCAUACAUGUUAAAAUGGGUACUGUAUUUCAUUUUUCAUACAAAAAAGUACUUAUUAAACAUUUGGCAUAGGUUAAAAAAGAAUAUAUUAUGUUUAUGUGUAGUUUAUAGAUUAGAAUGCCAAUGUCAUUAAUAAUCCUACAUAAUAUAUUUCUAAUAUUUGCUGAAUUUUUUUUAAUUUACAAAGUGUUAAAUGGAAGUCAUUAAUUUCAUUAGGUAAAUUGUUCAAUUUAUUUGAAAUUCUGUUUAAAUUGAUUGUUGUAGUCUGUUUAUGCAUAAAGGGUAUGUAAGAUAUGUUUAUGUCUAGUGUUCCUCAUAGACACACACAAUUUAAAUUAUUUCUAGAUUAAUAAUUUAAUACAUAUUAGUUUUAAAAUGUUAAGAAAACAAUAAUUUACAAAAUUUAUCUUUUACUUCUGUUAUUGUAAUGUUUACACUAAAUACUGAGUUCUAUAAUAUAAAUAUAUUGUAGAAUGGAGUGUAUUUAUUUAAUUUAUUUAUUUAUUGACUUUACAAAAAAGGCUUAAGUACCCAAAUAUUGGAUUUAUAUCCAAUCUUUUUACAGAUGAUAAGUUUAAUUAAGUAUAUGUCUUUUUACAAAUCCUGAAAUUUGUUUAGCUUUAAAACAUUCAAAACAUUGUAACCUGUAAGUAACAUAAUGUAUUGCAAGGGUCAGAUGUAUUGCUUUGAGUGCUUUAAACUAAAGCAUAAUAUCCAGAUUAACUUCAAGAUGUAUUAUUGAAUGUUUUUCAAAAAUAUUCAUGUCCCCAUUUCAUUUAUUGAUAUUAAUUGGUAUAAAUGGUAGAAUAUACAUUUUACAAUUGCUAUUUGGUAAAUUUCUCACACAAUUUCUCACGUUUUUUCAUAUUUUCUGGGAAAAUCGAAAAAUGAAUUACCUAAAGUUCCUCUCUUGUCAGAUUUGCUUUUAAAAUAAGUGUUAUUAUUGUAAAUUGGAGCAAAAUUGCUGGAAGAAAAAUCGUUCAUUUGUUAAUAAAAGUCCUGAGGAAAUUAAAAAUAACCCCAUUAAAGUACCAUUUCAGUUAGAUUUCCUCUUAGAAAAAGUGAUAUCAUUUUAAAUAAAAAAAGCAAAAAAGCAAAAAAAGUCGUAAUCUUAUUAAUAUAUUUCAUACAUAUUCCCGUUUUUUUUUGGUUUUUCAAAUUUGAUGAGAAAAUAGAAAAAUGACCUCCUUAAAGUACUUCCUCAGUUGGAUUUCAUUUCCUUAUUACACUUAAAAAUUGGCUCAAGAUUUGGGUAGAAAUGUUAUUCACAGAUAAAAAAAACAAAAAAACAAAAAAUAUAUAUAUAAACAUUUUUGUAAAACCAUAAACUUCUUCCUCCACUCAGAAUUUAAAGUAUUAUUUUAAUUAUUUUUGUUCUAUUCCAUUUUAAAAUAAAAUAAAAAAGAAUACCUACUAAGCUAAUUAAAAUUAUUAAUUUCAUAAUUUACAAUAGGUAUGUUUUAUUUUUUUAUGUUACAUUAGCUUAUAUAAAAAUUACCUGUAUUGUGUUUAUUUGAAUAAGAUUGUACAAAUAACUUAAUUUUAUAGGAAUAGGUAAUUUUAAAUAAUGAUACUGUUAUUUAUUAGGAUUGAAGGAAACCAGCAAUUUAGUGGAUUAUAUAAAAAAAUUGAAAUAUUAAAUUAUAUUUCUUAAUCUUUUAUUACCUGAAUUACUUAAGUGGAUUUUUAUUAUUUUAAUAAAAGUUAGACAAUUAAAAAGUAUUAUGAUAGAUAUAGAAUAUAGAUGUUGGACAUAAAAUGAUAUUGAAACCUUCUCAAAUUGUUUUUAUACUAGUAACAACUAGAUAUUCAAUAAAUUUACUUAGACGCUAAAGGAUUUUAUUUUCUCUUAGCUUCCUAAUUUACUCAGGGUUGUCUUAAAAAUCUGUUUGUUGUAUUUAAAACAGUAAAUAAAGUUGCAUUUAUGCAUUCCAAUAUAAAAAAUACAAACAACAUUAUUAUGAUAAAAGUCCCUGAACACAAAAUACUUUUGAAAUAUGCACUUAUUUAUAUAGGUAAUCAAAAAUACAGUAGUUCAUUUGGUUAAUUAAAUAAUGGUAGCCAAAUAUAUUAUCAGUAAUUAUUGCCAUACUUUCUGUAUCACUGUCCGAAGCGAAUUAUGGUAGAUGAGGACCAGUUUUAUAUUCUCUAGUAUUUAUAUAUUAUUUAUUAUGACGUAUAUUUAUAAGUUGUGUUGGAAUCUGUGACGCGUUCGCUGCCGGAGCAGUUUGGCCACCCUGACUGACGGUAUGUGCGCGAACAAAAUAAUAAAAAAGAAAAAAGAAAAAGAAAGAUACUGUAUUAUAGUGCAAUUAAUUGUAAAUAAAACCAUAUAAACUAUAUUAUGUAAUUUUAUAUUGUUUUAAUUGUGAAUUGCCAUUUACCGAUAUCUUGAAAACAUGAUAGCCAUUAUUUUUCGAAGCCUUCAAAUGAUGUAUUUUUGAUAUUCCUAGUAGUAGGUAUCAUAUUUGACGAAUAAAAAAAAAAAAAUGCAUAUUUGUAGUUUAUUGUAGUUUAGUGAUUAGUGUCAUAAAUCAUAAUACUGAGUUAUAUUAAAACAUAAAAUUCAACAAUAAUUUUGUUUCUUGUUAUUAUGGUCACACUGCAAAUGACAAAUAUUUUCGCCUUAAUUACAAAAUCAAUCAUCUUCUUUAUUUCUGAUCAUAUUAUUAUAACCACCACGCCCAUCAGCGUCUUUUUUAGAUUAUUUAUUUCUACGUUCUAACUACUUUGUUUCAAGUGUUAACUAUUCUUUCUUUAAACUAAAAACAUUACACAUAUACCAAUGAUUUCAUCAAUGUAUCGCUGAAAGUAUGAAACGUCAAGAUUAAUGUGAUUACAUUCUGUGGGUCAACGUAUUGAACAUUUUUUAGUUUACUAAAAAUACUUUACUGAAUUCAUUUCAACGAUGAACAUACCAAGUGAAAGAUCAACGAUUUACCUCAAUACGUAACUAUUAUAACCAUUUCUCGCUUUUUUAAUUUUUAAUUUUUUAUAAAUAUAUUAUUAUUAAUUUAAUAGUUAUAUUAUUUUAUUAAUUGUAUGAAUUUAGGUAUCAUUUGUUAUUUGUAUACUAUUGUUGGAACUUGGAAUACUAGUAAAUAUUAGGUAUUAAAUAAUUGUAGGUCGCAAAAAUCGGUCGUCCAAAUAGAUAAUAAAAUAAUGUAUCAUUACGGCUUAUUAGUGAAGACUUAAUAAUUAAAUUGAGGCUGUAAUUUCGUAUAGGUAAAUUACUUUGUUUUAGUGGGUAGCAUAUAGAAUAGUGUAAACAAACAGCCUUAAUUUCCUAUCACGUUGGACCGAAAAACUGUAAUGGCCUUAAUAUGUAAUGUCCUAUUCAUUACUUUAUUAUUUAUAGCCGCUCAAGACUGAAAGUUUCGAGCUAUGAUUUCGAGGAAUGAGCAGAAUCUGAACGACGGUAUCUGAGAUUCAGGCUGAAAUGUCCAAUUGUAUUUAUAUAUAUAUAUAUAUAUAGCGAUUUAUUAAAUUAUACUUAAUUAACGAAUUAUUGAGGGGUGUAAGGGGAUCCUGCUUACCUCUUUUUUCCAUGCCAUAUAUUAUAUGUAUACAUCUAUAAUAAACGAUGUCAGUAGUGGGAUAGCAACGUUAACCCAGAUCCGUCACUGCAGCUUGUAUACCGGGAGGAGGAGGAGGAGGGGAGUAUUAAAUUAUUAUUACUAGUAGAUAUAACCUAGAAAACAAAAAAUAAAUAUUUUUUUUAAUCAUAUUUUGUUUAAUUAAUUUCUACAUUUAUUGAUUAAAGGUAAAAAUAUCCGAGGAACAAAUGUCCGGAAGCAAAAAUAUCCGACUUGUACAGUGUAAAUUGUGGGUAAAACUAGAUAACUAACAACGAAACUGAAGGAUAUAAUCAUAGGUUUUCCAAAUUAUUUCCACAUUAUCACCCAGCUAUUGAUUGAAAAAUGCGGUUGGAUUUAGGGGUCGACUAGUGCAAAAUAAGCCAAAGGGGAAAUUAUAUAGGUGUUAUAUUUUUCACAUUUUUGUUUUUAGACAUUUCAGACAUUUAAACCUCCAAAAAUUUUUCCCCAGAUAUUUUGGUAGACCCUCACAUUUAUUACAGCUGUUGUUUAGUAACUGUAGACCACCUAUAAUUUUAUUAUUAUAUAUUUUUAUCAAUUUUGGUAUUUAAUUAUUUUCUAAAAAAAAAGUUACUACAUGUUAGUAACAUACAGUUAGUUUAUUAAAAAGUACUGUAUUAUUUUGAAUUUAUUUGUUUAUUUGUGAUUUUUAGAAGUCUAGUUCAAAAUAUUGGGACUGCAUUAACAUCUAAGAUUGUUGUUUUGAAACGUAAAAAAGAAUUUUACUGGAGUGAAUUGGCAUUGUAUGUAUUAAAGCUUCUUUCUUAAAUUACUGUUAUAAUUAAAUUUUAAACUCCAAUUAAAUAAUUAUGUAAUUACAUAAUUCCAAAUUAUUUAAAAUUUUUUCUUACAGUAAUACUACUGAUGUAACACUUGUAGUGAAUAAUCAGGAAAUAAGUGCCAAUAAAUAUGUAUUGGCUUCAAAUAGUGAAUAUUUUAACAGGAUGUUUACUAGUAGUUUUAAGGAAACGAAAAAUGAUAAAGUUGACAUUAUAGAUUUGGGUGACUACGAAACUUUAAGUACGCUUAUUGAUUUUUUUUAUACUUCAUCAUUAACUAUUACAGAACUCAAUGUACAGGUUAGUAUUAUUUUGUAAUUUAAAACUAUAAUGUAUACCUAUACAUAGUUUAAAUUUAACUAUUUUAAUGUUUAUGAGCAUAAUCUGAUUCUUAUUUUAGGAGCUAUUAAUAAGUGCAAAUGAAUUGUUAUUGGAUGAUGUCCAAGAUGCUUGUGUAGAUUUAUUAAAAAGCGUGAUCGAUAUUGAAAAUUGCUUCAACAUGAAAAAUUUGGCUAGUUCACUAGGUUUGGAUUAUCUCUAUGCAGUAUGCUUGAAGUUUAUGUUUAAUAAUUUCAGGUAAUGGUUAUAUUUGAAUUAGUGAAUACAAUUAUAUAAAAAAAUAUUAUCAUCAUUUACAAUAUUGACAAGUGUCUGUUUAAAUCCUUUAUAAUCUAAUACUACAGUUUUGGUAGCAUCUGUUCUACAUGAUCAAUGAGUAUCGUCCAACAUUUUAGGAACGUGGGAUUUUGACGUCGAAUAUUUCAAUUAUAACCGCUAUAGGAAUUUAUACCUCGACAAGAAUAUAUAAAAAAAAUAUAUAUAUAUAUAUAUAUACUUAGAACAAAAUCAACAAAUUGUAUAUUAGUAGGACAUGAAUUUGGUGCUGUCUUACCAAUUAAAUUUAAAGAAUGUCUACAGCAUGGCACAAAAAGUGCAAAACCAUUAAUUCGUUUCAAGAAAACCUGCAUCCAAUAUAUUUCCCACUCAUGUUCACAAAGUUAUUGUAGGACUCUUUUCAAUAGUCACAGUUUGUUAUAUCAAUUUCAUAGUCAUCUAAGAAUCGGAUUAGGGUUUUAGCUAUAGCACACUCUGUGUGUCCGCAAUUGGGUAAAAAUGUUAAAAAUCUUUUUAUAGGAACAAGCAUUCCAUGUAAUGAAAUUUAUCGUUAAUUUAUCUAUAUGUUCUUCGUUGGGAGUGGAAUCAUGAGAAACUGAAUAAUAAAUCAAUAUUUUUAUUCUAGUAAUUAUUUUAUUGAACAAUCUCUUAGCCAUUUGACUGAUUAGUUCUUUGCAGAUUGUCAACGAAAGAUGAUUUGUGUGACCACUGUCUUUAUAUGCAUCUUUCCUGAUAUGUACUUUCAAAAUAAAUCAUAUUCUGCAAUUAACUCAAGAAACACAAAGUAGUUUUCAUGUAGUUUCCAUAGGCUUUGGCAAAGAAGAAUGAUUUCUUUUGCCUUUUGUUUCCGAUCAGCAGCUAAUUUUUUUUUUGUGCUUCACUUUCAUACACUCAAGGUGUUUUGUAUCGAUCACCAAUAUAAAAGUUAUACAGACAAAAGUUGUAGUACUAAAAUAUUCGAAAUAUUUAAAAAAAAAAUAGCUGAUACUGGGGACGGGUGUAUCACUGUUGCAAGUGGGUAGUUCGGAAGGUAAAAUACUUAAAGUUAAUUAUUUUAUACGAUUUGGAGCGAAGUUCUGUUGUACAUGUUUUGAAAGGCCGUAAUAAGAUACCAAAAACAUUAAAAAUGCAGUGAUUUUUACGAUUUUCAUACAAAUUUGAACUUCAAACGCUUAUAAAGAAAAAAAUUGUUUAUAUACUCAUAUAUAUAUAUAUAUAUAAUUUUAUUUUUAUCUUAAAGAACGUAUUAUGGUUAACAUCACGCCAAAUUUUAAUACAUUUUUGAGCAACCAAGCGAUUUUUAUUCAAAUUGUAUGAAAAAUAGUACACCAAAUGCCGUAAUAAAAAACUAUAAAAGAGUAAAUGUCUAUAAAUAGCUCAAAAUUCGCUGGCCAUUUUAAAUUUUUUACAUGUAGAAAUGGUAAUUAAGGUUUGAUUUAAAUUUGGCCAGGCACGAUGGCAACACAUUAUUCAAGUUUGCUAUAGAAUAUUAAUGGUACUUUUCACUGAAAUAAUAAACAAUUGUAAUUUAAAACUAACAUUAAUUUAUGCAUAGCAUGGAAUAUUUUAUCUUCAAUGUCUAAUGUAUAUAUAUAUAUAUAUAUAUUUUUAUUUAAUUAAUAUAAAAGCUAAUGAAAUUAUGAUGUAAGCAUUUAUAGUUUUAACCUUACAAAUAAUUAAAUCUGUGUUUUUAAUUGAUAAAUAACAAAUGAAAUUUAUAAGUUAUAAGUUAUAAUAUUAAGAAGUUAUUCAUUCGUGUAAAUUGAAUAUCAUAAUUUAUAUUGCUUAGAGGUAGCUAUAGUAAUUACCAUCAAUAAAACUGUAAGCUCUCCCAAUUGAUUUGAUUUAUUUAAAUUUAAUUUGUAAAUAUAUUUACUUAAGUAAUACGAUACACAUGUUAAUUUCAUUAAUUAUUUUUAGGCUGGUAGCUAAUAAUCAAGAGUUUUUGACAAUCACUUAUAAUGAAAUCAUUUUCUUUAUUAAGGAUGAUGAUUUAUUCGCAAACGAAGAAAUGGUAUAGUUUUUCUAAUUAAUCAAUACAUACAUAAUCAUUUUGAAUUUUUUUUCUUCAAAGAUCUUACAUUAAAAAUAAACCUUAUAAAUAAAUAAACUUCAAAUUUACGUUUUAAAUAAAUAUAGAGGUUGCACAAUUGUCUGGUUUCAUAAAGUUUAUAAAUAAUUCAAUUAUUAUUUAUUUAUACAGUAACACAAUUUAUUUCAAAUUAAAGUAAUAAAUAGUUAAAUAUGAAGAAAUUAUUUUAAUGAACCUGUUUUGUAUAUUAGGUAUAUGAUGUAGUUAUGAAAUGGAUAAGGCAUAACCCACUUAUCAGAUUUAAAUAUUCUUCAGAACUAUUAUGGUAUGUUCGUUUGCCACUGAUUUUAAAUACUUAUCAAGGAAUCAUCAAUAUUCAUGAGUUAGCAUGUGCUAAAAUAAAUAGUCUCAGUUCUUUUAGAAAGGAACAUCGAAAACCAUUUAGAAAGGUUUGUAUUUUGUAGUAUUUAAAUAGUUAUUAAUUAUAAUAAUUAUUGAAAUAUUUAAAAUAUCGAUCAUUGGUGCACUAGUGUAUGACAUAGUACAAGCAAGUAUUAUAUUUUAAUAAUAAUACCUAAAAAAAGUUAUUGUAGUUUAUAAUUUGAAUAAGCUUUUUUUUUUAAAAAAUUAAUAUAUUCUUCAAAAUGUAAAUGUUUAAUACAUAUUUCUAGUUUUUGAACUUUGGAAGUAAUGGAAUACUAUUCUAGAAUACAUUAAAUAAAAUUUAAUGCAGAGUAUUAUUUGAGUUUAUGGAAACCAACCAUCGUUCCUUAGUUCUCAAUUGAUCUGUGAUUUUAUAAACUCUAUCAAAAAAUUAUCGUCAGUAAAUAUAGCUAAAAAUAAAAUACUUUUAGAUUCUGAGUGGAGCGAAGAUGUUUAUGGUUUUAUAAAGAUAUUUAUUUUUUUUCUAUGCCCAACUUUUCUACUAGAAACCUUGCUCCGAUUUUUAAAUUUAGCAAAUUUUCUAAAAGAAAAUCCGACUGGAGAAGUAGGUUAAAAGAAAUCAUUUUUUGAAUUUUUCUAGAGUUUAUUCAAAAAAUGUGAAAACCAAAAUAAAACUGAAGAAAACGGGUAAACAUAAGAAAUGUUGGUAUUAGUUAAAAUAUAUUACGACUUUCUUUUUUUUUGUGGACAACUUUUCUACAAGCAAUUUGGUUCGGAUUUAUAAUGAUAGAAAUUUUUCUGAAGGACAAUUUGACUAGAAAGGUACUUCAAAAGAAAUCCUACUGGGGAAGAAGUUUAAAGAGAUAAUUUUUCGAUUUUCCCAAGAGUUUUUCUAGCAAAUGUGAAAAGCCAGGAUAAAACAUGGGAAAAACGGUAUAACAUUAAACAUAUAUAAUUAAAGAAAAAAAAUAAAGCCUAUUUAAUUAUUUUACUAUAAAAUGACAUAAAUAUUGUUAACAAAGCAUUACUACCAACAGAAAUCCGCUUAAAAUUGUUUUUUCGUAAACAAUGGUUACAAUGCUUACAGGUAUACAUAAAAUUAUCUAUGAUAGUGGCCCCCACCCGUCCUCAUUAUCCUAGGACGUCUUUUUAAUUUGUAUAAAUAUUUAAAACUUAAAAAGUAUAUAAGAUUAAAAAAGAUUUCAUUAACAUUUAUAUGUCUGAAAUAAUUUUAAUAAUAUUAUAAAUGUUGUACAUAUUUUUAAUUUAUGUUAAAAUUUAUUAUAAACCAAUACAAAAAUAAUGUUUAUAUUUAAAGAAUAUAAUAAAAUAUCCAUGUAUUUAUAUUUCAUAGUUUAAUUUUACUGCCAAUUUAUUUUAUACGUAUUAUUAUUAUCAUUGCAGGCUAUAUUGAUGUUCAGUUUUGCUCCUAUGAAGUUAUCUCCAGAAUGGUAUGAUGCUACCUCAAAUAAAUGGAAGAUUUGUACAGAAGAAAAUUGUCCGUGUAAAAUAUUACAUUUAAAUUUAUCACCACCUGAAUAUUUAAGUACAUGUUAUUUACUUAAUGAUGGCCGUUUAUUUGCUGUUGGUGGUUUUGAUUCUGGUCAAGGAAUGAAAUCAGCCUAUAUCUUCAACUUAAAAAGAAAUACAUGGUUUGAUAUACCUAACAUGAAUUAUGGACGUAUCAAACCACACAUUAUGCAACUAAAAUUAAAAGUAUUUGUGGUAAAAAUACCUAUUAUUUUUUAAAGUUUUGAAAAAAAAAAAUAAAAUUUUUGUCAGGUGUAACAAAUGUGAUUUUGAUUUUUUUCUUGCUUUUCAUUAUUUUUUAUUAUUUCGUAAUAUCAUAAAUUAAUAACAUAAUAUAGUUUUUUGUGUUGCUCUGUUAGGCAUAAAUAAUUUUAAUAAUAUAUCCAAUUUUUAAUGUUGAUAUGAUUACAUAAAUAUGAAAAUUGCUGUUUAGUGAAGUUGUAAUCACAGUAUUUAGUCAUUAUUAAAUUUCAAUUAAUAAUGAUUUCUUUCACUUUACUUUAAAUUUAAUUUCACCCACAUAAAUAUUAUAUAUUUUAUAAUCUUUAUAGGUUUUACUGAAUUUGUUUAUAAAUUGAAUAUAUAAUUUAAAAGUUAUAGAUUCAAGUUUUUUAAACUUAAAUCAUGGGUUCUUUUUUUGGCAUCAUCACUGCCUUUAUUGUUAAACAAAAUGUAUAUGAGAGAGAACCUCUUAAUCAGUAUAAUUAACAUUUUUUAUGUUAUUUGAUUUUGAAAAGUAUUUGUAUUAAUUGGAUAUUUAAUUUUUAGAUUGGUGGUUGCUCUGAAGAGAAUUUUCAUACUGUAGAAUACUUUGAUUUAGAAACACAUCAAUGGGUUGUUGUGAAAAACAAAGAUGUAGGGACUUCUUCAUUAAACAGUUGUACUUAUGCGGCCUGUGUGAAUGAAUUCAUUUAUAGUGUAAGUUUUUUUUUUAUAUUUUGCUUAUUAGACAAAUAUUUUUAAAUACAAUAGAAUUUAAUAGUCAUUAACAUACACUUUCUUUCAGUAUAUAAUCUCAAAUUUUGUUUACAAAAUAAGUAAAAUUUAAUUGUAAAAACUUUGUUUUGAAUUCAUAAUUUUGAUAAGGUGUUCCACGAUUAUUUAUUAAUCACAAACAAUUUAGUAAAAAUAAAAAUACUUAAAUAUCUAAAUUAGAGAGUUCAAUAAAAAUUGUAUCUAGACAGUAGCUACCCUAAAAUAAAAGCCUUCCUCAAACAAUAACUUCAAAAGAGGGAGUACCCUACACGAUUUCUGCAUAAAUGUACAGUUAAGUUUAUGUAAAUUAGAAAUAAGUAAUAAUUAUAAUUGUUAAUAAAAUUAAAACUGGCCAGUGGCUUGUAAUUUGUUAAUAUUAAAUAUGAAUUCACUGAUAUAAUUAUUUGUACCUGUGAUGAGCACUUCCACAGAUAGAUAAUUUUAGAUUCUCAGUGGUGAGAAGAAGCUUAUGGUUAUACAAAGAUGUAAGGAAAUCGGACUGGGGAGGUACUUUAGGAAGAUCAUUUUUCUUAAUAUACUCUAUAAACCGUAAAAUGAAAAGGAAAAAUGUACGAAUGUAUAUUAAAAUAUUACGGCCUUUUUUUUUUCUUGUGAACAACUUUUGUAUCAGAAAUUUUGUUUUGAUUUAAAAUGAUAGGAUUUUUUCUGAAAGUAAAUCUGAUUAGGAAGGUACUUUAAAAUGUAAUUUUUUUUCUCGUGGUUUUUCUGAGUACAUCCGAAGAACCAGAAAAAAUCGGGAGAACAAGAAAAUAGGUAAAAUAUUAAACAAAUAUUAUUAAGAAAAUGUAUAAUGCAUAUUUAAUCAUUUUACCAUAAUAUAACACAUAUAUAUAUAUAUAUACGAGGGCUAAUCAAAAAGUAUCGAGACUGAUAAUAUUACUCGGAAACCGAGCGCUGAAGAGCAAAACGAUUUGUAAACCAAGAUUCUAUGACUUAUACUGAGCACAUCCAUUCGUAUAAAAUCUCUAUAAACUUUUUCGUUUUGAUUUGACGAUAUUUUUCUAAAAUUUGUUUUUCAUGUUAGGCGAUUUAGUAAUGAAUCCAAAAGAAGCGGAACUCGCUGCUAUUCGAGGGCACAUUUUCAGUUUUUCAAUUGACAUUUAAUGGCAAAAAUCAUGAAAUGUUGCAUCCCUCUGAAACUGGAAAAAAAUGCAGACAAAUUUUUAAAAAUUUCCAAAUCUGUCAAGUUACCCUUCUUUUGGGUUUAUUACAAAAUCGCCAAACUCGAAAAAUAUAUUUUACAAAAAUGUCAGUGAAAUCAAACCGAAAAAUUUUAUAGAGAAGCAAUUAAAACAAAUGUACUCAGAAAAAGUCAUAGAAGCAAGUGAUACCAAUCCUACUCUUCUUCGAUGCUCCUUUUCCGAAUGAUACUACCAGUCUUGAUACUUUUUGAUUAGCCCUCGUAUAUAUAUAUAUAUAUUAGGGUGGUCCUUAGNAUAUAGGACAGAGGGUAGUUAAACGGUUUUUUGUAUUUUAUUCGAAAACCAUAAGAUUUAUCAUAAAAAUGUAUUGAACUUAAAUUGUAGAAUAAAUUAAGUACUAUAAAAAAAUGUUUUUACAAAAUUUUCGUAAAUCUAUUAUGCUAUAUAAUAAAUAAUAAAAUAUAAAAUAUUUAAUUUAUUUGGGAAAAUUCAUCACCUUUUGAAAUUAUUUAUAUAUUAUUAUUAAAUUUGGUCUGAAAUAAUUAUUAUCAUGGGAAUAUUGUACAUACCUUUUAGUUAAUACCUAUUUUAUUAAGUCCAUUAACUCAGUUAUCUUAUCGAUUAUUAGAUAUUACGAUUUAUCUUUAAAUAGUUUCCAUAGAAUUUAUGAAUAUUAUUUGUUAGUCAACCCGUGAUCGUCGUAACGUCAUGUGCUGUGUAUGAUAUUAAUGAUAUUUUAUUAUUUCUAUUUAAAGUUAAGUUUUUAAAUUGUUUUUUGUAUUUAUUAAAAUAAAAUUGUCGACGUUUGUUAAAAAUGCCACGAAAGACAAUAUAUUUGAUUGGAUCAAUAGAUAAUCAAAUUCUCGGCAGUAAACUACCUACACUAAGGGACUGUAUGAAAGUUUUAUUUUUUAAUAUACGAAUAGUGAAAAUGAAUUUGUCAGAAAGUGCAUAUCUAGCUAUUGAUGAAUGUAUCAUAUUCUGGAAAAAAGCAUGAAUUCCAAUUCGUAAAAAUAGGUAUUAACUAAAAGAUAUGUACAAUAUUCCCAUGAUAAUAAUUAUUUCAGACCAAAUUUAAUAAUAAUAUAUAAAUAAUUUCAAAAGGUGAUGAAUUUUCCCAAAUAAAUUAAAUAUUUUAUAUUUUGUUAUUUAUUAUAUAGCAUAAUAGAUUUACGAACAUUUUGUAAAAACAUUUUUUUAUAGUACUUAAUUUAUUCUACAAUUUAAGUUCAAUACAUUUUUAUGAUAAAUCUUAUGGUUUUCGAAUAAAAUAAAAAAAACCGUUUAACUACCCUCUGUCCUAUAUUUAAGUCUCUUGGGGCACGGGAAAGGGAUGAGUAGUUAUGCACAAAUUUCUUCAAUAUAACUUUUAUAUGAUAAUAAAAAAAAAUGGAAGGCCCAGCAAUUAAAUUUCAAAGGUGUGAAAUUAAGGACCACCCUAAUAUAUAUAUAUAUAUAUAUAUAUUGUUGAAAAAGCAACACUAUAAAUUGAACUCCGAUCAGAAUCGUUUUUUUGUUAGCUAUGGUUUAUCGUUGCUUAGAGGUGUACAUUAAAUUUCCAUCUAUAUCCUACCUUCCCAAUUUUUCAUCUAUAACAUGCCUGCACCCACAUACGAAGUAUGCUCGUCUUUUUAAAAUUAUAAUUUUUUAAAACACAGAACGAAAAUGACGGAUCCAUGUUCAAGAACCGAACGGACUAAGAAGGUAUUAUAGAGUGUCAGUAGUUCAUUAGGCAAACUAAAGUUAGUUGAAUAUAACUUAAUAUAUCCCAGAACGCGAAAAGCUUUGCCAGUCAUGUAAUCAAUAUGGUUUAGAGAGUAAGGUAAUUAUUAUGUCAGGAUAUCGUAUAAAAAAUCUUUAUGAAUCAUCGCCAAAAAGGAGAAAAAGGUAAGGAGAAACAGUUGAAUACAUAGUAUUUAGAAAAAUAGUAAAUAACAGGGGACCUAAGUGGCUACCUAGCGAAACUCCGUAUGAUGUUUAGAAGAGAUUGGAUGACUUGCCAAAGAGACUUACAAAUUGACGGCACUCGCUAAGAUAAUAUUUAAUCCAUGAUAAAAGUUUCUCAUUAACACCUAGUCUAUUUCAUCCGGGACAGAGCCUUGGGUAUAUGAUAGAGAAUUUAACGCUAUAUUGACCUCUUCGGUAGAUAUAGACAAAUUUGAUGGAAGGAAAGAAAACUGUCUGUUCGUAAACACAUCCGAUUAGGCAUUAGAAGUAAACUGUGGGUCUUUGUAUACAGAGAAGUGAGAGAGCGAAGAAGCGACUUGGUCACCAGUAGCCUUAAUGCCAUCAAGAUGAACCUCAUGAGGUAUUGUACUUUUACCUUGGGUAUUACGAACAAAUUCCCAAAAAGAUUAGGAUUGCGUAUAAUGUAAGUAAUUUCUGUAGAGACCCUUAGAUUCAGAUUUACUCUGUGAACGUAGUUAAGAGUAGACUAAAUAGCAAUUAUAACCUCCUAGUGUUUUGAAUAAUUUAUGAGAUUAUUUUUUCUUUGCAAAAAAGUUUAUUUGACUAUUCGAAACUUAUUUAGGGUAGGUUUGCAAACGAUGCGUAAUGAAACCCACUUAUAAAUAUUAUUAAGCAAUGACUUCUGAAGAAAAUCAUUAGAUUGAUCAGUUGAUCUAAAGUUAAAGACAUUAUACCAAUCAAUAAUCAUCAAAUUUUGAACAAUCCUCUCAUAGUUGACAUUUUUAAAAUCAUAAUAAGUGCGAUGGGUUUCAAGUUUAAGGAGGUCUGAGAGAUAAGGACAGGGAAUAGUAAGGGUUGAGUGGUACAUGUAACAUGGAACUAGAAUAUCAGUAGUUUGGAAAAUUUGGGCAGAUUUACUGAAAAUUAAGUGGAAAAGGUACCCAGUAUUGUUAGGAGUUUGGUUUUUUAUCAUGAAGUAAAGCAGAUUAAAUUGAUUACCAAUAAUUCGGAUAUUAUCAGUAUUAAAUUAUAAACAGAGAGUCACAUUGUAAAGUAAUAAAGGAGCCAAGAUAUUUAUAUGGUAAAUUAAAUAUAUAUUUUUUUUGUGAACAAAAUUGAAAAUACAUAUUAUUAUUAUAUAAUAGUAUUGUAUAUAAAUGGUUGCCAUGUUUAUAUUAUGAUGACAAAAUAUAAUUGACAUUAAAAAAAAAUAUAUAACUAUUUCAUGCAUUUUCUAUCAAAAAAUGUAAUAUAACUAUAGAAUGCAUACAUCGUUUUCAGUUUUUCAUUUAUUUUUUCAUCCCAUAAAUUUAAUGAUAAUAUUUAUAGUAAUAAUAAUAAUUAUGUUUUUGUAUUCUUUUUCGUUCAAAUGGAAUAAUUGAUUUAUAGUAUAAAAAUAUUUACAAAACCAGUUGUUUGUAUUACUACUAAUACUAUUUUAUGCAAAUAGUUUUUAAAAUAAAGAUUAUAGCAACAAAAUAUUUAAGUAUGUUUGGAUUAAAUUACUCUAUGAAUAACUAAUAUUUUAUGUGAAAAAAUUUACAUUUAGAUUUGGAAAUAUUUACUAUUUUUUUGGAUUUGCAAAUUUGAUAUGGAAUUUUAAUAAAAAAGUUAGUAAUAUCCAACAACAAAAAUUAUUUAACUAUCAAAUAUAUUUUUUAAAGUUGUAACAUCUACUAAAUAUUACAUUAUUCUACAUUUCUAAAAAAUAUAUUUGAAUUGUCUCAAUUAAAUAUCAUUAAUUAUAAAGUAAAUCUCUAUUCUAGAUAAUGGAAAUGUUUCUAAAGUCCAAAAUGAUUAAUUAAAAUGAUGUAUAAAUUAAAAGUUUGUAAUAAAAAUUAUUUCCCCCUGAAUUUUCUGUUGCAAUUCUGUUACUAUCACUGCAUUUAACUAUUGUUGCUCUUAAAUUUUUAAAAAUUCAUUUUUUUUCAAACUUAUACAAAUUAGUAAUUUUAUAUGAUAGCUAAUCAAUGAAAAAUACCUGAUAAAUUAUUAUUUUUUAUUCAGAAUUAAUUACUGCAGGUUAGAUCUACUAUUUUUACUAGUCAGACCGAGAAUAGAUAAAUUUUAAUAGCUGUAAACUUUUUCCAUGAUAUACUACAUCAUUUUUUAAAAAAAAGCACAAACCGAUUGAAGGAAUAGUUAAGGAGAUUUCCAGUUCCAGAAAAUAACAUUUCACAAUUUUAUGUAUAGAUAGAUCAUAAAAAAAGAACAUAUCAACAUUUUUUUUGAAUAUGGUUAAGAUUUCAAUAUUUCUGAAAUAAUAAAUUAAAAUGUGUUAACUAGUAUUUUUACUUUGUACUUUUAUUAUAGAUUGAACCAUGUGGAUCUGGAUAUUAUAAUUCUCUCAAUGAUGAAUGGAAUUCUAUUGUCCAAUUACCUAUUAUAAUGCAAGGUGCUGCUGUAUGCACAUUAAAUAACAAUAUUUAUGUUAUUGGUGGACGUUUUGAGGACAAUUAUUUGAAAAGUGUAUUUGCAUACUGUACAGAUACCAAAGUAUGGGUGGCCAUUGCUGACAUGAACUGUCCUAGAUCAUAUUCUGGUAGUACAAUUUUUGUAUACGAGUAUAUAUAUUUUUAGACCUAUUUAUAUUAUAUAAAUGUCAAUAUUUGUUGUAGGUGCUGUAGUUAUGAAUGGCUUUAUUUAUGUUUUUGGUGGAAAAGCUGACGAAGGAUCCUAUUUAAAUACUUUUGAAAUAUAUGAUUCUCAUGAAAAUAAAUGGACUCUUUCGAAUACCUUGAUGGAGAAUGGUUGCAUUAGUAUAGAUGCAUUCGUUGUUGAUAAAAGUUGCAUCUUAUUUCAAAAAUUAUUUAAAUGUACAAUUCGCAAUAUUAUUCAUUAA